Messenger RNA from Rattus rattus (black rat), 990 nucleotides. RefSeq names its product serine palmitoyltransferase small subunit A (gene Sptssa). Bases 101 to 316 code for a protein of 71 amino acids. Gene Ontology annotation, biological process: ceramide biosynthetic process. Lineage: Eukaryota; Metazoa; Chordata; Mammalia; Rodentia; Muridae. The transcript has 2 exons. Gene Ontology annotation, cellular component: serine palmitoyltransferase complex. The record is from RefSeq and is a predicted model, not a curated record. Gene Ontology annotation, molecular function: serine C-palmitoyltransferase activity.
CAAUGGGCGCAAGGUGGUGGCGGGCGGGCCCCAAGGCCUGGAGCUUUAGGAGGUGAGCGGGCUGUGGGCCCGCCUGACGCUGCUGCAUCGCGGGAGGCGCAUGGCGGGCAUGGCGUUGGCGCGAGCAUGGAAGCAGAUGUCCUGGUUCUACUACCAGUACCUGCUGGUCACUGCGCUCUACAUGCUGGAGCCCUGGGAGCGAACCGUGUUCAAUUCGAUGCUGGUUUCUGUGGUGGGGAUGGCACUGUACACCGGCUACGUCUUCAUGCCCCAGCACAUCAUGGCAAUACUGCAUUACUUUGAAAUUGUACAGUGACGGAGAUGUGACCAGGAUCCAGAGGCUCCUGGGGAAGAUCCACCUUGUGAAGUUGGGACGAGACCUCGUCACAUGUGAGAUGCUCUACGGAUGUCAACAUAACCAACCUUAUAAAUACAGAGACUAAACUUCAUGAGUAGAACAGGAGAAAUCAUCCUGACUCAUGUGUUGUGUUCCUUCCUUUUGAUUUUAAAAGAGGCUCUUAAAUAGUAGCUUUUAUCUAUUUUAACAUUGUAGUCAUUUGUACUUUGAUAUCAGUAUUUUCUUAACCUUUGUGACUGUUUCAAUAUUACCCAGUGAGAGCUUUUCUUAAUGUAACUUUGAGUACAUCUUAACUGCCUUCUAUUUUUAAAACCUAAGGUCGUUAGUUGGGCUUUACUGUUCUUGCUAUCGUAUGGCAUACACAUCUGCCUGGAUAUAUUUCUACUCGAUCAAAGUUUUGUAAGAAACAAUACAGAAUUUGGGGAUGGGAGGGAGGAUAUUUUGAGAAGUACUUACAAAAGAUUUAUCUGUAAGCUUGACCUCAGGAGUACGGUUUUAGCUCCCUAGACUCUUUAACAGCUUUUGCUCUAAAACUAUUAAAGUGUUUCUUAGUGAUGAAAAAGUAAAGAUCUUGCUAACAUUAAUACAAGGAGCAUUUCACCUUUUAGAUAUUAAAUUCUUAUGUGGACUUA